CGCUGCCGGCCCGUGCAGGCAUUACUGAGCAAGGCGUAGCAAAGGGUGGAAGCAGGAGGCCUGUUCAGAAACAGCAGCGAGGCUACAGAUGACCCCCUCUCUGUGGAGGAGCAUUUAUGUCAUGCUUUCAAGCGCUUGGAAGGUUUUGUGUUUGUGACCACCAGGAUCUUCAACUGCAAGGAUGAAAGUCCGCUGCCUCCUGCUGGUAGCUCUCUGGCUCUGCGCCGUUGACCUUGGCAGCCCCUCUGAGCGCUGCGACGACUGGGGCGUGGACACCAUGAAGCACAAGCCGGUCUACAAUGGGGAGCCUGCCAAAAUCAAGUGCCCUCUCUUUGAAGCCUUCCUGAAGUACAACUACAGCACUGCCCACUCCGCGGGCCUCACCCUGAUCUGGUACUGGAUUGGGCGAGGCCAGGACAUCGAGGAGCCCAUCAAUUUCCGCCUCCCCGACAACCACAUCACCAAGGAGAAGGACACCCUCUGGUUCCGCCCUGCUCUGCUCAAUGACACCGGGAACUACACCUGCAUGCUCAGAAACACCACCUAUUGCAGCAAAGUCGCUUUCCCGCUAGAAGUCGUUGAUAAAGACCCCGGUUCGUGCGUCAGCCAGGCCACCAGGCCAGAAGAAGUCCUCAUGUACCUGGACUACACGAACAAGAACCUCACCUGCCCGGAUGUGGAAGGGUUUUAUCCAGCCGGGACCAAGCCAAAGGUCUGGUGGUAUAUGAACUGCAACCUCAUGGAUCAUUUCCUUGAACGAUACCCCAGCGGCAUCAACCUGACCUUUGGCUUCGUCCGUGAGGCGUACCAGGCCGACUACACCUGUGUUGUGAGCUACAAGGAGAACGGCCGGGAUUUCAACCUCACACGCACUUUGAGGGUCAAGGUGGUAGGGCCUCCAGACAAGGCAAAGGUUCCGACGAUCAUCUCUCCAAAUAAGCAAGUCGGUUACGAACUCACCCCAGGAGAAGCGCUCGAGAUCCGUUGCGAGGUCCAGUUCACGUUCCUGAAGGACUCUCCGCAAGAGGUCUGGUGGAUGGUGGACGGGAAGAGCCCAGAGGACGUCGCUGACCUGAAGUUCAACAUCACACUGACGGAGAUCCCCUCCAGCCUUGGCGAGGUGACCAUUGUGAAGACUCUGGUUGUGCCCAAGGUCACGGAGAGGGACCUGAAGCGAAACUACAGCUGCUAUGCGCACAACCUGAAGGGGACUGUUCACCAGGAGGCCAUGGUGAAGAUGAAAGUCCCUGUGCCCAGGUACACGGUGGAGCUGGUCUGCGGCUUGGGGGCCACCAUCGUCCUGGUGGUCCUCCUCACCCUUAUCUACCACUUCUACUGGCUGGAAAUGGUUCUCUUCUACCGGGCUCAUUUUGGGACGGAUGAAACCAUCUUAGACGGAAAAGAAUAUGACAUUUAUGUGUCCUACGCGAGGAACGCCGAGGAGGAAGAGUUUGUGCUGCUGACGCUGAGAGGGGUUCUGGAGAACGAGUUUGGCUACAAGCUGUGCAUUUUUGACAGAGACAGCCUCCCCGGGGGAAAUAUCACGGAAGCCAUUUUCGACUUCAUCCAGAGGAGCCGGAAGAUGCUUGUGGUGCUGAGUCCCGACUACCUCCUGGAGAAGAGCAUCAGCAUGCUGGAGUUCAAGCUGGGUCUCCUGUGCCAGAACAACAUCGCCACCAAGCUGGUGGUGGUGGAAUAUCGCCGCCUGCUCCGCGCCCACCCCAACAUCCAGCAGCUGAGGGAAUCGGUGGCCUUCGUGGCCUGGAAGGGCGAGAGGUCCAAGCGCCCCGGGUCCAAGUUCUGGAAAGCCCUGCGCCUGGCGCUGCCCCUGAGGAGCCUCAGCGCCGCCGGCAGCUGCUCCUGGAACGAGAGCUGCUCUUCCCACUCGGACAUCAGCCUGGACCACGUCCAGAAGAAGAAGGGCCGCUUGAAAGGUCCGGCCGAAGCGCCCGGCUCCCGGCCAAAAGGCCUCCCCGUCCAAAGGGGCCUGGCCCCGCUGCCCAGGUCGAAGGCCAAAGACCACGCCAAGCCCUUCCUGGCCUGCCGCUGCUGCGUGGCGUACUGCAACGAGAACCACAAACUCGGGGGCCACGGGCAAGGCGUGGCCAAGCCCAAACUGGGGCCGCAGUGCCACCGGACGCCCGCGGGAGAGCCUAAGGGGCGGAGGCUGCAGAAGAACGAGAAGCUGCCGCCGCAGCAGCCGCCAGCGGUGGCACUGAGCCUUCGCCACUACGCGGACUUGUCAAACAACAAUGACUUUUUAUGUGCUCUAGGUGUCCCUCUCGCCCCCUGGGCAUUGGGAUGAGGGGAGAGGAGGUCU
Lacerta agilis (Sand lizard) is the source of this 2320-nucleotide messenger RNA. It is a transcript of the gene IL1RAP, whose product is annotated as interleukin 1 receptor accessory protein. Gene Ontology annotation, molecular function: interleukin-1 receptor activity. Gene Ontology annotation, biological process: signal transduction. The record is from RefSeq and is a predicted model, not a curated record. Lineage: Eukaryota; Metazoa; Chordata; Lepidosauria; Squamata; Lacertidae.